UCUGCUAUUUCCUCAACUUUCCUCUUCACAGAAAUGACAAAAACAUCAGUCGAGUUCUGCAUAAUCUCUGCUCGUGGUUUGGGCCACAGAUCGACCCUGUUGAAGCCACAGUGGUUUUCAGUUGCAUGGAUUGAUCCAAACAGCAAGUACUGCACCAAGAUUGAUGCAUCAGGGAACUCAGAUGCGAGUUGGGGAACCAAGUUUUGUAUUUCUGUUGAUGAACAUGAUACGAACCUGCAGCGGAUGGAACUAACAGUUGAAGUCUACAGGAGAGAGCCCAUAUUUCUAAGGGAGCAUCUCCAGGGAACCGCAGUUAUCCAGCUGAAGGAGUACUUCGAUAAAUUUGCGCAGGGCAAUGAGCCUUCUGGAGUAGAGGAGGAGACAACAAGUUUUCAGCUUAGGAGGAAGAAGUCAGACAAACCCCAUGGAUUCGUUGAUAUCUCCAUUCGUAUCUGCAAGGAAGGAAACAAUUGUGCCACGUUUUCAGGAUCUCAGGAAGGAUUGAAAUACCCAGAUCAGGUCGGCAUCACAUUAGCUAUAGAAGAUGGUCCAGUUUACAACUAUCCACCAAUGCCUUCCAGCCACUCUAAGGGAUACAUCCAAGAUGCUGAUCAUUACAGCAACUCCAUGCCGAUGACCAAUGCCACUCGGCCAGGACAAUCACCAUCAGGAAACUACAGUUACCAACACCCAAUGGUUCCACCAAUUCUGCCACAUCCAACUUCAAACCCCAGCUUCUUUACACAACAGUAUCCAACAAGGGGGCAAGUGCCACAGACUUACAUAAACCUGCCACCAAGAAUGGGAGGUCAAAACAGCACACCGAGCUUAGGAAUGGGGCUUGGAGCUGGAGCACUGGCUGCAGGAACUAUGAUAUUUGGUGAAAAUCUCUUGUCUGGUCAAAGUUUAAAUACUGCUCUCGAUGGUGCAAGCCUAUCCAUAUCCAAUGACGCACCAUUCUAGUUCUGAGCAACUUCAUGUCUGUGCAAGCUUGUAAUGACUUAUGUAACAAAUAUAAAUAGUCAUGGGAGUUCUACGGAAUAUAAUGGGGUUGUGCUACUC
This is a messenger RNA of Oryza brachyantha (malo sina), 1062 nucleotides long. RefSeq lists its product as uncharacterized. Bases 34 to 963 code for a protein of 309 amino acids. Gene Ontology annotation, biological process: defense response. Lineage: Eukaryota; Viridiplantae; Streptophyta; Magnoliopsida; Poales; Poaceae. The record is from RefSeq and is a predicted model, not a curated record. The transcript is spliced from 2 exons.